AUGGUCAAUACGCACUCGCGGAAGAAGGAUGGAGACGUCGACUUCACUCUGUCUCUCCGUCCUGCCCAGGAAGCGGGUGGCGCGGAUCACAAAACACCGCCAAUCCGACCCCGCGAGCUGCACAAGGCCGUUUAUGUCGUGGCCGACAGACUGUACUUGAGUCACGACUGGCGUGGAUUCCGGAAACUGAGCAACAUCGUCGAGCAUAGCGACGGCGGCCUGGACCCGAUCAGCCGGGCCUCGUGA
Sporothrix brasiliensis 5110 is the source of this 246-nucleotide messenger RNA. RefSeq lists its product as uncharacterized. NCBI's taxonomy places the organism in Eukaryota, Fungi, Ascomycota, Sordariomycetes, Ophiostomatales, Ophiostomataceae. The record is from RefSeq and is a predicted model, not a curated record. The transcript has 2 exons. The coding region runs from base 1 to 246 and encodes 81 amino acids.